AAUUCGAAGCCUUUGGACCCGUUUCUGUUCCAUUCUUUCUUCUCUGCCUCAUUUAAGCUUCUCCUUCCAUUGUUCCUCUCUUCUACUCUUCAAAUCUAAUAUUUUGGUUUGCAAAAACGUACCAAAAAUGGCUGACGGUGAAGACAUUCAACCUCUUGUUUGCGACAAUGGAACUGGAAUGGUUAAGGCUGGUUUUGCUGGGGAUGAUGCACCUCGAGCUGUGUUCCCCAGCAUUGUUGGUCGUCCACGUCACACCGGUGUGAUGGUUGGCAUGGGACAAAAGGAUGCUUACGUUGGAGAUGAAGCUCAAUCCAAACGUGGUAUUCUAACUCUCAAGUACCCUAUUGAGCACGGCAUUGUCAACAACUGUGACGACAUGGAGAAGAUCUGGCAUCACACUUUCUACAACGAGCUCCGUGUUGCUCCCGAGGAGCAUCCCGUUCUCCUCACCGAAGCACCUCUCAACCCUAAAGCUAACCGUGAGAAGAUGACCCAAAUCAUGUUUGAGACAUUCAAUGCCCCGGCCAUGUACGUGGCUAUUCAGGCUGUGCUCUCCCUUUACGCCAGUGGUCGUACAACCGGUAUCGUGCUUGACUCUGGAGAUGGUGUGAGCCACACGGUUCCUAUCUACGAGGGCUAUGCACUUCCACAUGCCAUCCUACGUCUUGAUCUCGCGGGUCGUGACCUUACCGACGCGUUUAUGAAGAUCCUAACCGAGCGUGGCUACUCUUUCACCACCACAGCAGAGCGUGAAAUCGUCAGAGACAUAAAGGAGAAGCUCUGCUACAUUGCUCUUGACUACGAGCAGGAGCUAGAGACAUCCAACACAAACUCAUCUGUUGAGAAGAACUACGAGAUGCCUGAUGGACAAGUGAUCACCAUCGGUGCUGAGCGGUUCCGUUGCCCUGAGGUUCUUUACCAGCCGUCUAUGAUUGGUAUGGAGAAUCCAGGUAUCCAUGAAACAACCUACAACUCCAUAAUGAAGUGUGAUGUCGACAUCAGAAAGGACUUGUAUGGUAACAUCGUCCUCAGUGGUGGAACUACAAUGUUCCCGGGGAUUGCUGAUAGAAUGAGCAAGGAGAUCACUGCUUUGGCUCCAAGCAGCAUGAAGAUCAAAGUUGUUGCACCUCCGGAGAGGAAAUACUCUGUCUGGAUUGGAGGGUCCAUCUUGGCCUCACUCAGUACCUUCCAGCAGAUGUGGAUUGCAAAGGCUGAGUAUGAUGAGUCAGGCCCAUCUAUUGUUCACAGGAAGUGCUUCUAAGUAUGAACUUCAUCAUUUUUCAGACAAGAAGCGAGUUACUCUUUGUUUUUCUGUUCUUUCAUUUUCAUCUUAUUGAGUUCAACUGUCUUUUGAGUUAAUAAUGAUUUUUUUUAAGAGAGUUAAUAAUGAUUAAUGACACAUCUUUCUCUUUAUAAAUUAUAAUACAGGAAUGUGUUUCAUGUGCUCUAUGUUUUAUAUUUUCUACACUUUUAUCAAUUAAAGUUAUGAACUGUGGA
Messenger RNA from Brassica oleracea var. oleracea, 1497 nucleotides. RefSeq names its product actin-1-like. The transcript is spliced from 4 exons. The coding region runs from base 128 to 1261 and encodes 377 amino acids. Gene Ontology annotation, cellular component: cytoplasm. NCBI's taxonomy places the organism in Eukaryota, Viridiplantae, Streptophyta, Magnoliopsida, Brassicales, Brassicaceae. The record is from RefSeq and is a predicted model, not a curated record.